This is a messenger RNA of Polypterus senegalus (gray bichir), 1363 nucleotides long. It is a transcript of the gene pmf1, whose product is annotated as polyamine-modulated factor 1. The transcript has 5 exons. The coding region runs from base 41 to 760 and encodes 239 amino acids. The record is from RefSeq and is a predicted model, not a curated record. Gene Ontology annotation, cellular component: MIS12/MIND type complex. Lineage: Eukaryota; Metazoa; Chordata; Cladistia; Polypteriformes; Polypteridae. Gene Ontology annotation, biological process: chromosome segregation.
CAUAUUCAGUUGGCGGCUUCUUGUGAAUUAUCAGAACAAAAUGGAAACGGAGGACGCUGUGUUUUCUGUGACGGACUCCGAUAAAGAAGUUUGUCGAAAUGCAGUGUUCGAAUCGGAAGCUGAGUCGGGGGGUAUCUCCAGGUUUAGGUCGACGGCGCUUUCAAGCGAUGGAAACGAGGAGCCGCUUGAAAACAAGCAACAGAAUGCGCCUUCGGCGGAUGCCAUAAACGAGCAGCCCCGGCGCUCCCGACUGAAGCUGUUCAAGAAAGUCAUGGAGAAGAGCUUGAAGAAACUUACCAGCGACAGUAGUUUCCAGUUGUUUGCCCACACUUUCCAGCCAUUCUACAAACAAGAGCCUCAAAUGACCCAGGCCAUCCACAGGCAGUUUGUCAAGGAGCUGAAGGACUCCAUUGAGGGAGACAUUAAGCUGUUGAUAGAAGAGAUGCAGCUGGAGUCUGCUCUCUGCACUCUGGAUAAGUUAGAACAGGAGGCAGCAAAUCAGGAAGAAGCAGCGUGGCGUCCCAGUGGUGUCCCAGAAGAUGACGUGAGCAGCAUUCUGCUUCCAUAUUACCGGAGUCGCCUAAAGGAGCUGCGAAAGACUGUCCAUGGACUAGAACAGGAAAAUGCCCAGGUAGCAGCGAAGGUUUUGGCACAAAGGGAGGAAAUCAUGAAGAAGCAACAGCAAAUUUCAGACCAAUUAGAACAGUGGAAGGAUUUUCAUAAAGCUGCAGAGAAUAAAUUUUCUCCGCUCUACCAUUAGGAGAUCCUUGGAAGCCUUUAUUGGCAGUUCUUCAGAGCCUUCGCCAGAAAUGCCAGAGCUGCUAGCUAAGAGACUGUGGUUUGGUAUGGGAGAAGAACAGAGUUUCUUCAAAGUAAUUCUGCCACCUUAUGAAGACACGCAGUAAAAGAGCUAUUCGGGCCCUGUCACCACAUGGUGUGUGGUACGCUUUGGCUUGUUAACAUCACUAGUUAUCUAGGUAAGGACAAUAACCACAGUGGUUCUGCUCUUGUUUUAUGAAACCAUCUAAAGUGUUUUAGAGUCCUCAAAAUACAGCAGAUAAUGUGUUAUUAUUUACAUAAUGUACAUACUUUGUAGUAGCAUAUUCUGGCCAUUGUUAAAGAUUUUAUGUAACUUUUUACUUUUUGUAUUAUAGUUUUAUUGUUAAUAUACAAGGUCUAGUUAUCUUUCAUCUGCUUGUAACUGUAGAUCAUUUCAAAUUUCUCAAGGUAAAUUCUGUUUAUUAGCUUUCAAAGAGAAUUUUCCACAACAUAUUUACACAAAUUCCAAUUUGAAUAGACAACUGCAAUUGAAGUAUGGGAGCUUGCAAAAAAGUAUUAAAGUUUAAUUUAAUAUGGGAAAACA